This is a messenger RNA of Gastrolobium bilobum, 1053 nucleotides long. RefSeq names its product glycerol-3-phosphate dehydrogenase [NAD(+)]-like. The transcript is spliced from 11 exons. The coding region runs from base 1 to 1053 and encodes 350 amino acids. NCBI's taxonomy places the organism in Eukaryota, Viridiplantae, Streptophyta, Magnoliopsida, Fabales, Fabaceae. Gene Ontology annotation, biological process: glycerol-3-phosphate catabolic process; carbohydrate metabolic process. The record is from RefSeq and is a predicted model, not a curated record. Gene Ontology annotation, molecular function: NAD binding; protein homodimerization activity; glycerol-3-phosphate dehydrogenase [NAD(P)+] activity. Gene Ontology annotation, cellular component: glycerol-3-phosphate dehydrogenase (FAD) complex; cytosol.
AUGAAUAAGGUCACCGUUAUUGGUAGUGGCAAUUGGGGCAGUGUUGCCGCAAAGCUUAUUGCCUCGAACACCCUCAAGUGCAGCUCCUUCGAUGAUGAAGUGAGAAUGUGGGUAUUCGCGGAAAAGUUACCUGGUGGGGAGAUGCUCGCAGAAGUCAUCAACAAUACCAAUGAAAAUGUCAAGUAUCUCCCUCGUGUCAAGCUUGGUAAAAAUGUAGUUGCAGAUACAGACAUUGAAAGUGCAGUGAAGGGUGCAAAUAUGUUAGUAUUUGUAACCCCACAUCAAUUCAUAGAAGGAAUAUGCAAAAAGCUUGUUGGGAAAAUAAGGACAGAUGCAGAGGCUAUCUCUCUAAUCAAAGGGAUGGAGGUCAAGAAAGAAGGCCCAUGCAUGAUCUCUAAUGUCAUCUCCAAGACUCUAGGAAUCAAUUGUUCUGUUUUGAUGGGGGCCAACAUAGCAAAUGAGAUAGCCAUGGAGAAGUUUAGUGAAGCAACCGUUGGAUAUCAUCAAAACAAAAAAGCUGCAGAGAGAUGGGUUCGGUUGUUUAGCACUCCCUAUUUCGUUGUUACAGCUGUUCAAGAUGUUGAAGGGGUCGAACUGUGUGGAACUCUGAAAAAUGUUGUGGCUACAGCUGCAGGUUUUGUUGAUGGCUUGGCGAUGGGAAAUAAUACAAAAGCUGCAAUCAUGCGAAUUGGACUGAAAGAGAUGAUGGCAUUUUCAAAGUUGUUAUUUCCAUCAGUGAAGGACAACACAUUUUUUGAGAGCUGUGGUGUAGCUGACUUGAUCACAACAUGCAUGGGUGGAAGAAAUAGGAAAGUUUCCGAGGCUUAUGCAAAAAAUGGAGGAAAGAGGUCUUUUGAUGAGCUUGAAGCAGAGUUGCUUAACGGCCAGAAAUUGCAGGGUGUCCUAACUGCAAAAGAGGUUCAUGAGGUUCUAAGCGAUCGUGGAUGGGUAGAAAAGUUUCCUCUCUUCUCAGCAGUGCAUGAAAUCUGCAGUGGUCGCCUUCCACCAUCAGCCAUAGUUAAAAUCAACGAUAACAAAAACAGGUCAUCUUAA